AUGGCUUCACUGGUGCCCAGCUCCGCUCAGCCUUCAGGCCAGCCCUCCACUGGACCAGCAGGAACCAUGUCAAGUCCACCAUCAAUCGUCAGCGGAUAUGAUCCCAAGAAUGAUCUAGCCCGGAAGCCGCAAAGGUCAAAAGAUCCAGCAUGGAGCUCAGUUCGUGGAGGGAUUAAAAGGUUGAAGCAACAUUUGGCAGGAGGUUAUGGAGAUGCAAAACUAUGUUCAGGUGUCAGCACUGAAGUUAGGAGGGAGAUGGCAGCUUACUUGGAUGCAAACAAGUGGAAAAGACCAUUGGUUCUAGAUGAUGAGGUGGUGGAGGUGGCAGCAAAUGAGGCUCCUGCAAAUGAGGCUGCUGCUGCGCCCACAAUUGUGUCCAGUACAAAAACCAAGGAAGAGAAGCAUUAUGUGGAUACACAAUGGGCCUUGUUCUUCUAUGAAUGUGGCAUACCUUUUAAUGCAGCAGUAGCAAGGCAAUUUCAGAUUGCAGUUGAGGCCACAGCACAAUAUGGUUCAGGGUACAAGCCUCCAACACCAUAUCAACUUGGGGAUCCAUUACUUCAAGAAGCAGUGAAGUCAACAAGUACCAUGAGAGAGGAGCAUGAGAGAGCAUGGAAACAUUAUGGCUGCACACUCAUGUCUGAUGGAUGGUCUGAUAGGAGGGGACGCCACUUAAUUAACUUCCUUGUAAAUAGCCCAGAGGGGACUUACUUCUUGGAGUCCAUUGAUGCAUCAAGUGAAGUACAUGAUGCAUACAUGCUUGCUGGUUUGCUAGAGAAGAAGGUUGAGGAGAUUGGUAAGGACAAGGUUGUUCAAGUUGUCACAGAUAAUGGUGCUAACUUCAAGGCUGCAGGCAAGAUUCUCAUGGACAGGAUUCCUACAAUAUUUUGGAGUCCAUGUGCUGCGCAUUGCUUGGAUCUCAUGUUAGAAGAUAUAGGGAACUUGUCGGAAUUCAAGAAACCUAUUACACGUGCAAGGCGUGUGACAACUUUUAUCUAUAGACAUGGGAGGAUCCUUAGUGCCAUGAGGGAGAAAACAGGUGGGGCUGACCUUGUGAGGCCAGCAGCCACACGUUUUGCAAUGGCUUUUUUGACUUUGAAGAGCUUGUACAAGCACAAGGAUGCUUUGAAGUCUUUAAUGGUUAGCGAAGCAUGGACUGGGAACAAAUUGGCAAAAACUAAGGCUGGUCUAGAUGUGCAUGACAUUGUGCUCUCUACACAGUUUUGGAAUUCAGUGGAAGAUUGCCUUAGAGCUUCAGCCCCACUCCUUAUUGUGUUUAGGGUGGUUGAUGGAGAUGAGAAGCCAGCAAUGCCAGAGGUUCAAGCUCUAAUGAACCUUGCAAAGGAGAGGAUCAAUCAAAGCUUUGCUAUCCAAUCCAAGAAAUCUUUGCUCAAGAAGAUUAUGGGAAUAAUUGAGCGACAUUGGGAGAAACAAAUGGAUCAUCCAUUAAUGGUGGAGGAUGGGGAAACUAGAAGCAAGAUCAAUGCUCAAGCCAUGGAUUAUGAAUAUCUUAGAGGAGAUGCUUUUUCAAAUAAGAUGGCCAUUCAAAACCUUGAGUCAAUGAGUCCUCUUGAUUGGUGGCGUUCCUAUGGUGGCCGUGCUAUUGAGCUACAAAGGUUUGCAAGGCGUGUGGUUAGUCUUUGUGCUUCAUCAUCUGGCUGUGAGCGAAAUUGGAGCAAAUUUGAAUCUAUCCACACAAAGAAAAGGAACCGAUUGUUGCAUAAGAGGCUGAAUUCUAUUGUCUUUGUUUCCUACAACCGGAAGAUGAAAUCUAGGUUCCAAAAGUUAUGCCAGAACCAGGGAAAAAACUUUGAUCCUUUGGUUAUUGAGGACUUUGAUUGGAACAAUGAGUGGGCUGACUCAUUGCAUGUACCCCCUCAAGGUACUCGUGGGUGUGACUGUGACCUUACUUGGAACCUUGUUGAUGAAGCUGUUGGAGCAUCACAAUCACUUCAAGGCUGGAACUUUCCAAGAGUAGCCCACAGGCGUGCAAGAAAUUCUGCACCUAUGGUGGAUGAAGCUGAGUUGGGUUCAGAUAAUGAAGAAAAUCCAGAUCCAUUUGAUGAUGCAGAUGUGACAGAUUGUGAGGAUGAUCCAAAUGAUGCCAAUGAAAUUGGAGAAGACAAUGAGGCAGCCAACGUUGCUGGAGAGUUUGAUGAUGGCUAUUGA
Molecule: messenger RNA, 2169 nt
Organism: Miscanthus lutarioriparius
Lineage: Eukaryota; Viridiplantae; Streptophyta; Magnoliopsida; Poales; Poaceae
Source: the annotation of a GenBank genome assembly